Messenger RNA from Myotis brandtii (Brandt's bat), 2327 nucleotides. It is a transcript of the gene EFCAB12, whose product is annotated as EF-hand calcium binding domain 12. The record is from RefSeq and is a predicted model, not a curated record. Lineage: Eukaryota; Metazoa; Chordata; Mammalia; Chiroptera; Vespertilionidae. The transcript has 9 exons.
AUGCUGUCAGAAGUGGCAGGGCCAGGACCCAGACUGGAGCAUUCUGGCUUCGAGGCCUCUGCUCUUAACAGCACUAUGCUGCUUUGGAUGACCAGAGCAGUCCUCUUCCUGAAAGAAACUCACGUUUUAACGAUCUUCCCCCAAGGAUUCUGCCAGCCUCAGACCUCGGCUAGUGAUGAAGAUGCCAGCAGGGGUCCCGUCUUCAACCCUGAACUGGUCAUUGCCCACUGCUUCAAGCAGUUCAAGCAGAAGGACUUCCACCUGCCUCGAAGCCGCCGGCGGAUCAUCAUCUUGCCUCGAGAGGAAGAUGCGACCUCCAUCCUCAAUCCAACACCACAGCCCCAGGCUCCCUCACAAAUCAUCCCCAGCUUCAAAGCCCUGGAAGCCAGGGACGUCCAAGAGCCCCCGGAGGAUGUGAGAACCUGGAUGAGCCAGAGGUUGAAAUUUCGGCAGGAACUAGAGUCAUGUGUCAACAUAGACAGGUGGCUGCAGAACAAGUCCAGCCUCACGCCUUCAGAGGCCAAGAUCUUACGCAUGACCCACAAGGAGCACGCUGUGGACCCGCUGAUGACCCACUUGAUUCCUCCCAGCCCCACCAAGAAGAAAAUCGUCCGACCGUUCCACCAACCGAUACCCCAGCUCCGACUGCCCAAGCCCUCUGCCCUGUUUGUCUUGUACUCCUACCUGCGCAGCCACAAUAUGAAGAUCCUGGAUAUAUUUGCCAGGGUGGAACAGGGCAAUAACCAGGCGAUCUCCAGGGAGCUGUUCAUUAUGGCUCUGAAGGUGCUUGAAGUCCCUCUGGGAAACCAGGAGAUAGAGGAUAUUGUGAUCUAUCUCAGCUCUCUGGGGAAGCACAACAACAUCACCAUGGAUAGCCUGAGCAACACCUACAAGCAGUGGUCCUUGGCUCAGCAGAAAAGCGUGCUGAGAACUACAAAGGAUUCCUAUUUUAGGUCUUCCAAGCGCAAAGCUUUGACUCGGCAGCUGCCCAAGAAGCAGGUGAAUUUAGCUCCAAAGCCUCCCAAGAUGGACCAGCUGACUGUGCCUGUGGUUGACACUCUGAUGGAGGCAAGGCCCUUGAGCCUGGAGGAUAUGGAAGACAUCGGCAAGCGGUACCGGCAGAGGAAGCGGCAGGCCAAGCUCACAAUCCCCUCCAUCCAGUUCACGGAGCAGUGCCGCCUGGUGCGCAGUGGGAAUAAGCAUUUUGACAACCACUGCCUCCCGUCCACCAUCCCCGGGGAGAUGGGCGAGCUCAUCAAUCUGUUCCGAAGGGACACCUUUCUGCUCUACCUGAAGUGCCAGGAGGUCUGUCAGUACUAUGGCCUCCCGCUGACGGAGGACAUCCUCAUAAAAGCCCUGCUGUACCCAGGGGACAAGAUCAUUUUCCAGAAGGACGAGGUGCGCCCCAUCCGGCAGCCAGGAGGCUACUACGUGGACCUCCUCCUCAGCCCAACUGCAGCCCUGCUCAAGUCCAUGGGCUUCAAAGUGCUUGCAGCUAAGAAGACCAACAAGCUGAGUGUCAAACCCCCCGCCCCUUCCCCUUUCCCUUUGCCUCCUGCCUUGCUGCUGUCCAUCAGCUACAGAAGCUGGGAUGCUGACUUACUUGGGAUGUCAUAUUGUACCAGUGUCUCUGUCCUAACCCUGCACGUCCAACCGAGUCACCAAAGAUGGACCCAUCCUGAGGCCUCCAACUUACUCUCUGAGACCCCACCAACCUGGAUUUCCCCUCUCCUGACUAGAUACCUCUCUCUCUUAUCCACUAGGAAAGAGUCAAAGAAAAUGGACUUUGAAGAUUUUGAGAAAUUCACCAGGAAGCUGAAGGAGAAGAGGCCCCGUGGUCCACAGCGUACCCACCCCAAUUUCUUCUGGCCGGGUCACCUCCUGGACAAACUGCAGCUCUACCUGCCCUCUGUGACUGUGGACCGGAGCCUGAUGCUAUUCAGUUGUGUCCAACAGCGGCCCCCAGUUUACCCAGCUACCUACCACUCCCACCUGUGAUGGCCCAUUAGGAAUAGGGACGACAUGACCUGUGUUUAUUUCGAUGCCCCCAAGGUCUAUUACAUCGACCAGAGUGGCCCAGGUGAUGUCAGACCCAGCCAUCCUGGGCUGGACACCAGUGCAGCUAGCAGCCCAGAGCCAUAGACACCAGGAGUGUCAAAGAGCCAAACAGAAGAAAUCAUUUCAGUGGGAUGGCCUGGGGCUAGCUGUAUCCAGAGUAAAGUGGUGUCCAGGGUCUCAGAGGCAGAUGUGUCCAGGGAAAGAUGUGCAGUUUUGGGGUGUUUCCCUGCCCUUUUGAAAUAAACCAGACUGGAGUUUCUAUCAUGUCA